Gallus gallus (chicken) is the source of this 2737-nucleotide messenger RNA. RefSeq names its product zinc finger B-box domain containing (gene ZBBX). The transcript is spliced from 18 exons. Gene Ontology annotation, biological process: cilium movement. The record is from RefSeq and is a predicted model, not a curated record. Bases 573 to 2588 code for a protein of 671 amino acids. NCBI's taxonomy places the organism in Eukaryota, Metazoa, Chordata, Aves, Galliformes, Phasianidae. Gene Ontology annotation, cellular component: motile cilium.
GACGUAGCGCGUCGCUGUUGCCAUGGGAACGGCUGUGGCGUCGCCGCCGUGGGAGCGCAGCGGGGACCGUUGGGUUCGCUGAGGCGGGGGGGGGGAGAUCCCAUCUUGUGCCGAACCCCGGCAUAAAAUCCGUGCUCGUGGGCAUUCGAUGCGGGUUGUGAUACGUGCUGUAGUCACCCUUUGGAUUCUAUGGGUUUAUUAACCCGAGAAAGCUGUAGGGAUGCAGUCUGCUCCCGUUAAACUCCCGUAGUUUGAAACAAGCUGCAGUAAUUUCAUCCAUUUUGCAUUAAACUGCACGAACUACAAUAAUUUCAUCCAUUUCGAAGCCAUUAAGCUCUCCUUCAAUUGACGAGAAGGAAGUUUCAGCCGGUAGAGUUGCUUUUAGGUUCUCCUCUACCCCAUGUUUGUGUGAGCAGACAGCUGAACUUUUGCUCUUGGGCUCAGUUAUCCAUUUGACACUUCAGAAACAGAGAGCUUCUCCACAGCACCGAAGUCCUGCUUCCAGCUGGAGUCUGUUAACCAACGAUCGAAGAACAAAAAGGUUUGGCACCUAGCAGACAACACUGGGAAUCAUGAACAACAAUAAUUUUGUGGUACUCCCAGGUUCAAAAAGUGUAACCUCUGUGAGAUUAAAAGCCAAAACUGUCAGAGAAUUGCAGCUGGAGAAAGUACAGUUGGAAAUGGAAAACAAAGAGGUGGAGAAGAAAUUACGACAGCUGCAGUCCAACAUGAGCAGAGAAAAGGAGGAGAGAAAGAAAUCAAGUGCUUAUCAUUGGAAGUCUGGACAAGCAGGACCAACCCUAGCCCGAUUUUUGUCACAAAACAAAGAAAAAAGCAGUAAGGUUUCUUCAGGAAAAGUGAAGUUGCAGCUGCUGAAAGAACCACUUCAAGUGUCAGAGAAAGAACCAUUCAAGCAUGGAAUGUCAAAUUAUGGAGCUCAUGAAAAAUCUGAAGCAAAGGAGAUAGUUUCCCAUUGUCCACAUACUAAGAAUGAAGGGCUGACAGAAGCCAGUACACGUGCUGGAAAACUGCAAGUUGUUGAUCACUUCGGAUUUAAUUCAUCGAUGAAUGAAACAGAAAUUAAUCACGAGGAGAAGAAGGUGAACAGCAAGCAUGGGGUCACUUCAAACAAGUUGUCAUCCUUGCCAGAGUCAGCAGGAACUGCUGAGGAGCUCUCUUCAGAAUCAGACUGGACAGGCCUUGACAAUCAGGACAAAGGGAUAUUACUAAAUGGUGUAUUUAAUGAGGAAGAAUCUGCAAAGUCUUUUCAGGAAGCUUUGAUUCAAUGGAGAAAUGGUAAUCAUGAUCACAGACGAGAACAGCAUGCUGAAUCUGUGAGAAAUCAUGAGGUACAGACCAGUCUUUCUGUUAUGAAAGAAAACGUCCAAAUUCAAUUCAAGGAGAGUGGCCUGAGCUACAUGGAGAAACUCUUGCUUAAGAAAUACAAAAGGACUUCUGUUGAUGAAAUGUCUGCUAGUUGCCUUAAGGAUUCAAGGCCUGAGCAUGAACUGACUGCAUUACGCAAAGCUGUGACUGGAGGAGAGGGAAAAGGAGAUGCUGGUGAUACAGAUGAUUUAAGAGUCGAAGGGGUGAGGAGAUACUGGACUUCUGUUUUUAGAGAGGAAGUACCCAAGAGUGUCACGGAAAGUGUGGAGUCCACUCUGAAAAUUGAAUUUCUACAUGAUUCUUAUGGCGUGGAGUUGGAAGAAUCAUGUAACUUCUUGGCGUCAGAAGCUGAGGCCACAGAAAUGAAUAACCAGAGAAACAUUGAACCAUUUGAAGAGUUUGGAAGGUGUGAGAAAAGAAGAGAUUAUUUUGGUUCAGCAACUGCAGAUCAGAAAAGCACACUAUCAAACCUUUUGCCAAAAGAGACUGCAGCCAUGAUGAGGAAGUCAUCUUGUCACUCAACUCUCAUGGCUGACGCUCAGUAUCUUUUACAUUCUCCUCCUGAUGGAAAUCUUGUUUCCUCUAAAGAAAUCUUGCAAGGAGAUGGGAGAUGGGUUACUGACACAAGUUUAAGUGAACAUGCUGAUGAGUCUGUAGUUGAGGCUGUCUUAGAAAGUCAAAUGAGUAGAUCUUCAAGUGGUCUCAAGACUUGUUACCAGAGGAGAAAUUCUACAUGCAGAUCAUACUCAGGGAAUGAUUCUAUCAGACCUCAAUCAAUGGAUGUGCUACAACGUAAACUGACCAGAAAUAGUCCAAAAAACUCUCAUCCAAGACCAAAGAGUUCACCUAUGCAUACCUUUAGAGCUGAUACUGAGAUAUCAAAGCACAAGUAUGUGGAUGUAAUUAAGCAAGAUGAGCAUUGUUGGGAGUAUAUUGCUGACCAAGAAGCUUUACUCUGUUUGGAAAAAGAAUUAGAAACUUACCUAUGUUCUCAAGAAAAACUUUACAACCUAACUUCUGAAGAUGUAACCUCCUCCAGCAGAUGCUCAAGGAAGAUGUAUGGAAAUGUUACAGAUUUCCAUAAAACCCUGGAUCUAAAAGACCACAGCAGAGCUGAUAUGCUUGGGGUCUGUGAUGAAGACCAAAUAGAUGAUGAGGAAGAAAUUCUGGAGGAUAAACGACAGGUUCUUGCAUUACAGUAAAUGUGAAGAAUGUAAUGGUUUUCCAUCUUUUCCUAUUGUACAAAACAACCAGAUGAAGAGUAAUUCUUGAGUGCUGCUGAUAUUAUUUAUUAAGGAUUAUUUUGUAAGUCUGUGAAUAAAAAUUCUUAAAAAAAUCACUUGGCUUGGUU